AUGCGGUCGAUGUUCGACGACGCGCCGGCGACGGCGCGCGGCGGCGGCGCGCGACGACGCGACGGCGACGACGCGACGGCGAGCGACGACGCGACGGCGAGCGACGGCGAAGGCGACGCGCUGAAAAUCAACGAAAAGUACGCCGCGCGGUUCGAACACAACGAACGAAGGAAGGAGACGCACCGAUUGCAGGCGAAGCUGGAGCGGGAGUACGCGCGGGGCGCGCUGCGCGCGCGCGGCGACGGGAAGAGCGAGAGCGAGACGAGCGGGGAAUCGAGCGAUGGGACGUCGAGCGAUGAGGAAGAGACGCUGGAGCGAGCGCUGGACGGGGCGUUCGCGGAGGCGCUGACGAAGAUUCGGAGGAAGGAUCCGAGCAUUUACGACGCGGAGACGAAGCUGUUCGACGAGGCGAGCGAGGACGAGGACGACGAGGACGGGGGGGGGAAGAAGGAGGCGACGUCGACGAAGAGGACGAAGAAGAAGACGAGGGCGACGUUGCGCGAAGUCGUGGCGACGCAGUUGCUGGAGGGUGGGGCCACCGCGCUCGAGGAGGCGGAGGCGGAGGCGGAGGCGGCGCGCGCGAACGACGAACCGUCGUACGUCGAGGAGCAAGCGGCGCUGAAGCGCGCGUUCAAGGACGCGGCGGCGGGCGGUGACGACGACGAAGACGAUGAAGACGAGAGUGGUCUCGUGGUGAAACGGCGCGCGGCGGCGAUGACGGCGGCGACGGAAAAGUUGUCUGAAUACUUUGACGCGAGACGCGGCGACGCGAACGAUUUGAGCGCCGAGGAUAAAUUCUUGCGAGACUACUUGCUGGAGAAACAGUGGAUGAAGGAAGACUCGAAGAAAGAUUCCGCGGCGGUGCGGUUUCAAACAUUAGGGCCGCCAUCGAGCGACGAGGACGACGACGCGGGCGCCGACGACGAGUCGAGCGAUUCCGAACUCCUCGAUCGCGCCGAGGCGUUCGAGCACAAGUACAACUUUCGAUUCGAAGAGCCGGGCGCGGAUCGGCUCGUGUCGCACUCGCGUCACAUCGAAGGCUUAGUUCGUCGCGAGGAUUCGAAGCGCAAGGACAAGCGAAAGAAAGUGCGAGAGCGCAAAGAAUCUGAGCGAGCCAAGCUCCUCGCCGAGGUGCGUCGUCUGAAGAAUCUCAAGCGCGAAGAAAUCGCAAACAAGAUGCGUCAAAUCUCCGCCGUCGGUGGGUUGAAGGGCGGCGGCGCGAAGGUGGCGGAUUUAACUGAAGAAUUCGACCCCGAAGCGCACGACCGAGCGAUGCGAGAGAUGUACGGUGACGAGUAUUACGACGCCGCGGGAGAGGACGGCGAAGACGAAGUCUUCGGCGAGCUGGAAAAGCCCGAGUUCGGGGACUUGGAGGAGGAGAUGAAGGAACUUUUGAAGGGUGCAGGGAAACCUGACGAUGACGAUUUAGAUGAUGACGAUCAUUUCGACGAUGACGACGAACCGGCGCCGGACGAAGAAGAAGAAGAAAACAAAUUUAGCAAGCGCGCCGCGAAGAAGUGGCGCAAGGAGCUCGAGGCGAAGAUGGACGAGUACUACAAGCUGAACGCCGAAGAUUUCAUCGGUGAAGCGCCGACGCGCUUCCCGUACAAGGAGGUGGCGCCGAAGAUGUUCGGUCUGACCACGCGCGACGUGCUUCUGAUGGAAGACAAGCACCUGAACCAAAUCGUCGGCUUGAAGAAGCUCGCGCCGUAUCGCGACGACGCAAACGACGCCGCCGUGGACGCCAACCAACGCGCGAGAGCGCGUCGCAUGGCGAAAGAGUUCUUAGAGAAAGCCAAAGACAAGAAGAAUCGUUCGUCGCGACGCAGAAAAGACAAAACCAAGCGCGAGGACGACGACGAAGCUUCGGACGGUUCUGACGACGACGCCAAGGCGCGCGCGCGGUCGUACGCCGACUCGGCGUUCGGCAAAAAGCGUAAAUCCGAAGCGCCGCUUCGAAACACCACCGCGGAUGACGCAUCCACCGGCGUGGGUAAGAACGCUCGGAAAAACGCGAAGAAGCGCGCGAAGCGCAAAGCCAAAGAAAUAGCGAGCGCCGCCGUGUAA
Messenger RNA from Ostreococcus lucimarinus CCE9901, 2067 nucleotides. RefSeq lists its product with no specific name. Bases 1 to 2067 code for a protein of 688 amino acids. The transcript has a single exon. Gene Ontology annotation, biological process: endonucleolytic cleavage in ITS1 to separate SSU-rRNA from 5.8S rRNA and LSU-rRNA from tricistronic rRNA transcript (SSU-rRNA, 5.8S rRNA, LSU-rRNA). Lineage: Eukaryota; Viridiplantae; Chlorophyta; Mamiellophyceae; Mamiellales; Bathycoccaceae. Gene Ontology annotation, cellular component: 90S preribosome; nucleolus. The record is from RefSeq and is a predicted model, not a curated record.